CCGUAGCUCCGCAAACGCACAUAACGCACACUGCGUAGGGCACCAAAUGGCCGGUAGGGCACCAAAAAAAUCAGGGUCGUAAAAAAAAAAAAAGUAAACCAUAUUAAUACUAUAAAUAUCAUAUGCAUUAAUAUGGUUAAACAAUACAAAAGCAACAUAAAACAAUUUUCCCGAGAAAAGGGGUGAAUCUGCUUUGUGCCCUGUCUCCAGUCUCCUCCUGGUGCCCCCCCCCACUCCCAGUGGUCUGUUCUAUAAUGCCUCAAUUCGGUAUUGGUAAACACCUGUUUGAACAUGGCCUCGAAACGGCAACAGGAGUCGGGAGCGGAGAAAAGAAAGAAGAAGAGGAAGCGUGAUGAAACUCAGGCGUCGCUUGCCGGGUCAAUGCUUAAAUAUGUUCAAGGAGGAUCUCAAGGACAGGAUGAACCAUCCAGUAGUAGUGCCAUCCCUGGACAUCAACCACCAGCCAUUGUAGACCCUGCAACAAUCCCUAGCCAAGAAGAACAAGAACCAUCAACCACCAGUUCAGGUACAGUUCCAUACACAAGUACCACUGAGAGUCCUGUCACUGAGAGACUAUCAGAAAGUGACACUGUGGAGACAUGUGUGCCCCCUUCAACCGAUCCUGCUCUUUGGCCAGCUCACAUUGUAGAUGCUGAUCGUGUUGAAAUUGUGCAGAGAGGUCCUUUUAAUGUCAGCUCUGAUUUUAAUUUUCCAAAGGGGCCUGAUGGAAGAGCAUUUCACACUAGCCUUAAGUUCAAAAUUCUUCCCAAUGGAGAAAAGGUUCACCGGAGCUGGUUAGUGUACUCACCGCAGAACAAUGCUGUGUUCUGCUUUGCAUGUAAGCUUUUCAGUGUGAAGGAUAUAAAGCUGAGUACAGAGGGCUUCAGUGACUGGUCGAACAUCAACAUCCGUUUGAGGGGUCAUGAGUGUAGCCAAGACCACAUACAGUGCAUGCUUAAGUGGAGAGAACUGGACACACGGCUAAAGAAAAGCAUGGCAAUAGAUCAACAGGAGUUGACCUUACUAGAGGCAGAAAGGAAAAAGUGGCGAGAGAUUCUCAAACGAUUACUCUCAAUAACUCUCUCACUGGCUUCCAGAAAUUUGUCUUUUAGGGGCUCUUCUGACCGUCUUUAUGAGCCGGACAAUGGCAACUUCUUGAAGGAAGUAGAGCUUAUGGCAACAUAUGACCUUGUAAUGGCAAAUCACUUGGCCAACAUAAAAGAUGAAGGUUCCCACACACAUUACCUCAGCCCUGAGACACAGAACGAACUAAUUCAGAUUAUCUCUUCAGAAACAUUCCGCGCCAUUGUGAAGCAAAUCCAGUUGGCAAAAUACUUCUCCAUCAUUCUUGACUGUACUCCAGAUGUGAGUCACACUGAACAAAUGUCAGUCAUAGUACGCAUUGUUUGUUUCCAAGCACAACCAGAUAUUAAAGAAUACUUUCUUGGCUAUAUAAAUGUGGAGCAAACAACUGGCCUUAACCUGUCCAAUGUUGUCCUUGACAAGUUGAAGGAGCUUGGCAUUCCAUUUGAAAACUGUCGAGGACAGGCCUAUGACAAUGGGGCCAACAUGAAGGGGAAGAAGCAAGGUGUUCAGGCCAGACUGCUACAAUUAAACCCGAGAGCAUUGUUUGUGCCUUGUGGAGCUCACACGAUGAAUCUGGUCAUAGCUGAUGCUGCCAAGUCCUCUCCAGAUGCAACUGGCUACUUUGGGUAUUUGCAGAAGUUGUUCAAUUUCUUUUCCAGUGCCACCCAGCGAUGGGCCAUUUUAACAAAACAUGUGAAAUUGACACUUAAAUCUUGGAGUGACGUUAGAUGGGAAAGCAGGCUUCAAAGUGUAACUGCUGUCCGGAGUCAGACAAAAGAAGUGAGGGAUGCUCUCCUGGAGGCCAGAGAAGCUGUAAGUGAUGCAGUCGCAAAGGUGGAGGCUCAAGUGCUUGCUGAGGAAGUAGCCUCAUUUCGAUUUUUGAUUUGCUCCAUCGUGUGGUGUGAACUUCUUACAAUCACAAACCAGGUGAACAAGUUACUACAGUCCAGCUCCAUGCAGCUCGAUGUUGCUGUCAGGCUCAUUGACACUGCCAAAAGUAACCUCUCUAAAUACAGACAGUCUGGGUUUGAUGAGGCUGUGUCAGCUGCCAAAGAACUCUGUGAGGCCCUGAACAUAGAACCACAGUUGAAGGAGAAAAGGCUCAGGAGCACAAAAAGGCAGUUUGCAUAUGAAGCUGUUGAUGAGCCCCUCCAUGAUGCCCUUAAAAAGCUUGAGGUCACAUUUUUCAAUUGUGUUGUGGACUCUGCUUUAAUGUCCCUACAGGAGAGGAGGAUUUAA
Molecule: messenger RNA, 2325 nt
Organism: Oreochromis niloticus (Nile tilapia)
Lineage: Eukaryota; Metazoa; Chordata; Actinopteri; Cichliformes; Cichlidae
Product: zinc finger MYM-type protein 1
Exons: 3
Coding region: 292-2325 (677 amino acids)
Source: RefSeq, a predicted model, not a curated record